GCUUAUUCAUCAUCCACUCUUGUUCUUUUGCAAAUAGUCAACCACAGGAAGAAUGGCCUUUGUAUCGACGCGAGCGAGCGCUGUGCGCCCGGCGUCUGGCCUCGCGAGCUUUGAGACGACCGUGCUAUCCGGCUACGCGUCCGACGGCGGUCUGUUCAUGCCGCAGCACAUCCCGACCAUCACUGCGAGCGACCUCGCCGCGUGGCAGUCGCUGAGCUACGUCGGACUCGCCAAGCAGAUUUUGCCGCUCUUCCUCACAAACCCAGCAGAUCAAGCCGCGCUCCCCGUCGCCGCCCUCCACGACAUCCUCGAUGCGUGCUUUGCAAAGUUUGACAACCCGGAAAAUGUCUUGCCGGUGGUGCCGUUGAUGUUGCCGCAGAACGCGAGCACGGGCGGAGCUCCACAGCAAGUGCUGGUGGCCGAAAUGUGGCAUGGACCAACGGGCGCGUUCAAGGAUUUGGCCUUGUCGCUGCUUGGCCGAUUGCUCGAGCAUUACCUGUCACGUACGGGUGAGCAUCGCACGAUUGUUGUUGGAACGUCCGGCGACACGGGCUCGGCCGCCAUCGACUCGGUGCGGGGCAACACGAGUGUUGACAUUGUCGUGCUCUUCCCCGAAGGCCGAAUCAGCCGCGUGCAAAUGCUGCAGAUGGCACUUGUGCGUGAGCCAAACGUGCAUGUCUACGCAGUGGAUGGCUCAUCGGAUGACCUGGACGUGCCGAUUCGAAACGUUUUGAACGAUCGCGAAUUCAGCGCCCGCCACCGCCUCUGCUCGAUCAACUCUGUCAACUGGACCCGCAUUAUGAUGCAAGUGGUGCACUUUUUCUUUGCCUAUCUGCGUGCCGUGCCCGCGUCAGCUCUUGCCCAGUUGCCCGAGGUUUCGGUCGUCGUGCCAACCGGCGCGUGCGGAAACAUUGCCUCGGGCAUGCUUGCGCGCCAAAUGGGUCUGCCCAUCAAGAUGGUAGCUGCCGUCAACCAGAACGACAUUGUGCACCGCGCGCUCACCACGGGCGUGUUUUCCCUGGCUGGAAAUGUGGUCGUGUCGCUCGCUCCCUCGAUGGAUAUUCAGGUGCCGUACAACCUUGAGCGCAUUCUCUAUCUCGCCAGCAAUCGCGACCACGAGUUGGUGACCAAGUUCUGGACGCAGUUUGAGCACACAGGCUCGGCCACCAUUCCCGAACCGCUGCUCGCCUCGCUUCGCGCUGGUCUGAGCUCGCACGCUGCCAAUGACAACGAUGUGACCGACACCAUUCGACAGGUGUACGACAGCACGAAUGGCAGCUACGUGUUGGAUCCGCACACGGCCAUCGGCGUCCAUGCUGUUCAUGCGGGACGGGUGCGUAGCAGCUCACCGGCCAUUCCCGUCGUGUGCAUGGCCACCGCAACGCCUGCAAAGUUCAGUGACAGCAUUGUCAAGAUUAUUGGCAAACCCGUGCCGCUUCCCCCGUCCAUGCGUCAGGCGCUCGACCGCGAUGACCCCUCAGGCACUCUAGCCAACGAAAACAACCUCGACACGGCCCUGCCUGAGGGCACCCUGCGAAUGCGUCAAGGAGACGAUUGGGAGGACAUGCUUCGCAAGCGGAUUGUGGCGAUUGAUGAGCGGUUGGCGGCCUAGCCAAAAGUGUUACUUGUCUGCCAUACAGCAUUGCUAAAACAAAUGGAUUACAUUGUGCGUAAAAGAUACAAAGUUUCC
Molecule: messenger RNA, 1690 nt
Organism: Capsaspora owczarzaki ATCC 30864
Lineage: Eukaryota; Filasterea; Ministeriida; Capsasporidae
Product: threonine synthase-like protein
Exons: 2
Coding region: 53-1612 (519 amino acids)
Biological process (GO): 2-oxobutyrate biosynthetic process; dephosphorylation
Molecular function (GO): pyridoxal phosphate binding
Source: RefSeq, a predicted model, not a curated record